This is a messenger RNA of Lacerta agilis (Sand lizard), 1900 nucleotides long. Its product is annotated as cytochrome P450 2G1-like. The transcript is spliced from 9 exons. NCBI's taxonomy places the organism in Eukaryota, Metazoa, Chordata, Lepidosauria, Squamata, Lacertidae. Gene Ontology annotation, biological process: xenobiotic metabolic process. Gene Ontology annotation, cellular component: intracellular membrane-bounded organelle; cytoplasm. The record is from RefSeq and is a predicted model, not a curated record. Gene Ontology annotation, molecular function: oxidoreductase activity, acting on paired donors, with incorporation or reduction of molecular oxygen, reduced flavin or flavoprotein as one donor, and incorporation of one atom of oxygen; iron ion binding; heme binding. The coding region runs from base 281 to 1762 and encodes 493 amino acids.
UAACCUCUCUAGUCAUGAGGAUUGUCCUCUGUUGCCUUCCUUGCUGAUACCAAUGUGGAGAGGACACCAAAGUGUGCUGGCAAAACUCAUAAUAGAUAAGUUAUGCAAACUGACCUUUCUCCCUGUUAUUCUUAACACAGGAUCAUUCGUGGAAAAUAGUUAAUCUUUAAAUGAGUUCAGGCUCCUUGGAUUUAUAGGCAGCGCUUGGGACGCCCAUCCACUUCUUUGCAGAACCAAAUUACCAGGAGCAGCAAAGUCAACGAGGGCUGUCAGCUCCCAAAUGGGCCUCUUUGGAGUGUUGCCCUUCUUGCUGGUCUCCUGCAUCACCUUCUUGCUUAUCCUAAUCCGGAGGAGAGAUGCCACAAAGGGCAAACUGCCCCCAGGCCCCACACCGUUGCCUUUGCUGGGCAACUUGCUCCAGUUGGAUGUUCGGAACAUCAUCACAUCUUUUCAGAAGCUCCAGGAGCAGUAUGGCUCAGUCUUCACUGUCUACAUGGGCUCCCGGCCAAUUGUGGUGCUGUGUGGUUAUGGAACCAUAAAGGAAGCACUCAUAGAUAAUGCAGAAACAUUUGGAGGGAGAGGACUGAUGCUGGGUAUGGAUGAAACCAUCAGGGAUUAUGGCGUGGUUUCCACCAAUGGGGAACGGUGGAGGCAGCUCCGUCGCUUCUCCCUCACAACCCUGAGGAACUUUGGGAUGGGGAAGAGAUCCAUCGAGGAGCGGAUCCAGGAGGAGGCCCAGUUCCUGGUGGAAGCGCUGAGGAAAACGGAAGGGCACCCGUUUGAUCCGACCUUCCACCUCAGUCACGCUGUCUCCAAUGUUAUCUGCUCUGUGGUUUUUGGCCAGCGGUUCGAAUAUGAAGACAAACAGUUUGUCUUUUUACUUGAAAUGAUCAACAAAUCCUUCCGGCUCAUGUUUUCAGCAUCAUCGCAGAUGAAGAAUUUUUUCCCACGCCUGAUGCGGAUCCUGCCUGGGCCUCACCAAGAAGUGCCCAAGUACAUGAAGGAGUUAAUAAACUUCAUCUCUCAGAGGGUCCAGAUCCACCGAGAAUCCUUUGAUCCAAAUUGCCCCCGGGACUUCAUUGACUGUUUCCUGGCCAAAAUGGAGCAGGAUAAAGAUAACCCAACUUCGGAAUUCCAUAAUGAGAACUUGGCUGUUACGGUUCUUAACCUGUUCUUUGCAGGGACAGAGACAGUAAGCAGCAGCCUCAGAUAUGGGCUUCUCAUCCUCCUCCGAUACCCAGAGAUAGAAGCAAAGGUCCAAGAGGAGAUUGACCGGGUUAUUGGGAGAAAUCGCAGUCCCUCCUUAGAGGACCGGAGUCAGAUGCCCUUCACAGAUGCUGUCAUUCAUGAGAUCCAGCGGUUUAUAGAUGUCUCGCCACUGGCACCUCCUCAUUCAGUGACCUGCGACACACAUUUCCGGGGCUUCAGCAUUCCCAAGGGAACCACAGUAGUGCCAUUCCUGUCAUCCUCCCUGCAUGACCCCCAGCACUUUGAGACACCAAGGAAGUUCAAUCCUCACCACUUCCUGGAUGAAAGAGGGUCCUUCAAGAAGAAUGAGGCCUCCCUCCCAUUUUCAGCAGGGAAAAGGGUCUGCCUUGGCGAAGGUUUGGCCCGUAUGGAGCUCUUCCUAUUCUUCACAGUGGUGUUGCAAAACUUCCACCUAGAAUCCCUCCAGGAGAGGGAGGAAAUAGACAUUUCAGCGGAUGUGCGAGGCAGUUCAAAGCUUCCCCGGCCUUAUAAUCUGUGUGUGGUUCCACGGUAAAUGGUCCCUGCUGUAUGAGUGCUGAAAUAUUUGGGGGAUGCAGGUGCCUCUUCUAUCUCUCUCUCUGAUUGGGAGAUAAUAUUAACACAAAGAAGGUUCGUGGCUGAAAAACUGCUUUGAAAAUCACUGUGACAAUGA